Molecule: messenger RNA, 693 nt
Organism: Akanthomyces muscarius
Lineage: Eukaryota; Fungi; Ascomycota; Sordariomycetes; Hypocreales; Cordycipitaceae
Exons: 6
Coding region: 1-693 (230 amino acids)
Source: RefSeq, a predicted model, not a curated record
AUGAUCAAAGCUCUCAUUAUGAUGGCCGACUAUGGCCACGACCCGACAGAGACUGCGAUUCCCUAUGCAUCGUUUCGGGCCGCAGGCUUUGAAGUGAGCUUCGCUACGGAAAGCGGCGUGUCACCGCGAUGCGAUGCAAGAAUGCUCGAGGGCAUACUAGCGAUUGGAACCUCGCGAUCAGUAAAAUCCAAAUAUGCGUCCAUGGCGGCCUCGCAGGAAUGGAAAAACGCUCUAAGCUGGUCUGCUAACGAGUUCGAUCUUUGUGCCUACAAUCUCGUCUUCUUCCCUGGAGGACAAGAUCAGUCGAUUCGACAGCUCCUCGACUCAGUAUCCGUACACAAACUGCUGCAAGCAUACUUCCCGAUGACUAGGAAGCCCAGCGCGAAUGUCGUUGGGGCCAUAUGCCACGGCGUCAAGGUUCUGGCCGACACGAACAACGACUCCGGACAUAGUAUUCUCCAUGGCAACGUCACUGCAGUCUUGCCGUCAUUUUUUGAACAGCUGGCCUUUCAAUCACUGAGACCAUUCGUGGACGGGGAUUAUUGCAAGGUGUACGGAGCCGAGAGUGAGGAUCUCGAACAUGCGGUGCAAAAAAAGCUGCAACAUGGAACUGAUUUAAAGACUAGUUGGAGCCUUUUCCCUUUCGUGGUUGAGAAUGACGACUUCAACUAUAUUAGUGCCGAAGGUGUCUGA